Molecule: messenger RNA, 1524 nt
Organism: Aureobasidium musti
Lineage: Eukaryota; Fungi; Ascomycota; Dothideomycetes; Dothideales; Saccotheciaceae
Source: the annotation of a GenBank genome assembly
AUGACCGACUCGCCAUUUGUGCGCUCUCCGCUCGACCCUAAGGAACAACCCAUCCUCGACCGCCUGCUUGGCCUGCGUGACCAGCUCUCGGUGCUUAAGAGCGACCGCUCAUCAUACAUUCGCACUCAGGAUGUCCUGGACCUGUACAAGAGGUUAAUCGGAGAGGUCGAGAAGCUCAACACUCUGCGUACGGACAAGCGUAGUGAACAAAACAGAGUCGACACGGUGCUCGACGACUGCUUCCAGCUGGUCUCCCUAUUCUUCCUUACUAUCGGUCGCAACCAGGAAGCUCCCGCCGUCUAUUCUGCUGUUUCUACGGUCAAAGUGAGUGACCCCAUGUCUGGAUCCGGACCUUUCCUGUACUUACCUUGUUUGCACAGCNGCCUCCUAGACCACCUCAAAGAAGCCGGUUUCUACCUACCCCAAGACCUCGAAUCCAUCGAACACAACCUCCGAAAAUGGCGCUCAUCUGUUGAGCGCGGCAAGGAUGUCCACAGUGACUCUUUGAUGACACUACUCGAAGCACGCAUCGACGUAUGCUACCAGACCCUCAAAGAGCUACAGGCUUCGCUAUCUCGACUCGAGCCCGAACUCAUGGGCUACUACGAAAAGCUCGUCUCAAUCUUGCGAUCGCUCUCGGCCUGUAACACACGAUCAAAAUUCCCGGUAAAGGAGGUUCAGGAACUAGAGGACCAGCUCAAGCAGAUCCAGGCAGAGUUGAAGGACGCUGGUGUCUCACACGAGGGCAGGACGGCCGAAGAAGCAUACGCCGAACGCUUGCAACAAGUUCACAUUGAUGAGAACCAUAUCGAGGAAGGCAGCAAGGUCGUCUCCUUCCUGCUGGGCCGUUGUCUACUCUGGGUUGAGAUCAUCCAGCAGAAACAAGGCAAGAUCGACGAACGCUUCCGCGAUACCUACGACAAACUCGUAAAGCUGCGCAACACUCUCGACAACAUGAACCUUACCCAGGCCUGGUCCUUGCGCGAGACAGACUUGUACAGCUACCAACGACAGCUCGACCGCAUCGACGAGUCGCGCGUUGAUGGCAACUUCCUCGACGCCGAAGGCAAGCCUGCCGACCUACAUUCGCAAAGGACACUGCUCUACCUCCUUCGCAAGAGCUACUCAUACAUCUACCACUACAUCAUCUCGUCAGAGCCUGUCUCAGAAGCCCUGUUGCCCAUCUACAACCAACUUCUUACCCUCAAACGCUGUCUGCUUGAAGUCAAGCGCUCAGGUGGUGUCGACUCUCCUCGCGAGCUGUACCCAUACAGCAUGAAGGUUUGUUUAUCACACCAUUGUAUCUUGUUACAUAUCCAUGCUUACCACGAUGCAGNNCUUAAUUCAAUCGACAACAUGAAAAAAGACGGCAAAUUCAUGGUCGGCGACGACAUCCCCGAAGGUCAAGGAAGUGUUACAUCGUUACUCGCCGAAUGUUUUGACAUCGCCUACGACCUCAGGAACGAGGCUGAAGAGCGUCAAGACGAGGCCGAGCUGGCCGACAGCACCGAAACCAAGGAGUAA